This is a messenger RNA of Cylicocyclus nassatus, 1311 nucleotides long. The record is from the annotation of a GenBank genome assembly. Lineage: Eukaryota; Metazoa; Nematoda; Chromadorea; Rhabditida; Strongylidae.
CAGUUUUCUAUGAAAUUCUCUUUCAGACCAGCAUGGAUCCAUUUGACACUGGAACGAUGACAGCCGAAGCUAUAGCUGAAACGGCAGCGGCCGUCGCAGCGGCUACAACAGCUGCCGCGGCGGCCGAGGCAGCAGCUGAGGCGGCUGCCGAAGCGUCAGCAGAAGCAGCAGCAAAUGCAGCUGCGACAGAAGCUGCAGCCCCGGUGCCAAAACCGCAUCCUGCUCCUCUAACACUUCAAGACUUCAUCGAUGAUGGCGAUGUGACGGAAAUCCCGACAAUUCAGAGCAACCGGAAGAGCAACACCCUUCCAAUUUGGGGUAAUCAGCAAACAAUGAACCUGAAUGGUCUAGUGUUAGAAAAUGUAAAGGAAAGCUACUAUUACAAAAAUCAUUUGGUUGAAAUCGAUACCGCACAACAAUUACUAGAUGAGGUUUUCUACAAGGUCAAACAUCUCGAACCAUGGGAGAAGGGAACGCGAAAAGUGCAAGGAAUGACGGGAAUGUGUGGAGGAGUUCGAGGUGUCGGAGCUGGAGGUGUUGUUAGUUCUGCUUUUUGUCUGCUUUAUCGAUUUUUCAAGGUUCGCCUCACAAGAAAACAACUGAUUUCAAUGAUCAACAGUCGGGUUUCACCAUAUAUACGAGGGCUAGGCUUCAUGUACAUUCGCUAUACCCAGCCACCAGCAGAUCUGUGGGAAUGGUUCGAGCCAUAUCUGGACGAUGAAGAAGAGAUCGACCCAAGAUCUGGUGGUGGAGAUAUUAUGACUUUCGGGCAAGUUGUUCGAAUCAUGCUUACCAAGCUGGACUGGUAUGGUACCCUAUUUCCAAGAAUUCCAGUUCCCAUACAGAAAGAAAUUGACGAAAAAUUUGCGGAACGGAAGCGAGCUCUCUUGUUUGGCGACGGACACCUCGAUUAUCGUGAACGGGACGAAGAUCGCUAUCGACGAUCUCGCUCCCCAGGAGACCGUAAACGCCCUAGCAGUCACGAACGUCAUCAUGAUGAGAAACGCCCACGGCCUACACGAUGUGGCCAUCAUUUAAGGCACCAUCAUUGCACCAAACAUCGCAAGAAGUGCCCAGAAAAGGCAAAACGAGCGCGCCAAGAAGCUGAAGAAAAAGCUGCAGAAGAGGCGAAGAAGAAUGAGAAGAAUGAAGGAAGUAAGGAUAAGAGCAGCAAGAAAGAAACAGAAAAUACUACGCCAAAAAUUUAGAUGUUAGUGACCUCAUCCUUCGCGUUUUAUGUGUGAAAUAAAUCAAACGGUUCAUGGGUUCUAUCUGUCUCAGUCUUCUGUUUUAGUUCUCAUUUUCCUGGUU